This is a messenger RNA of Aureobasidium namibiae CBS 147.97, 690 nucleotides long. RefSeq lists its product as uncharacterized. The transcript has a single exon. The record is from RefSeq and is a predicted model, not a curated record. The coding region runs from base 1 to 690 and encodes 229 amino acids. Lineage: Eukaryota; Fungi; Ascomycota; Dothideomycetes; Dothideales; Saccotheciaceae.
AUGCGCAGUCACUUUGAGAAGGAUUAUCCAAACUUGGCGUUGUCCGAGUCCGCUUUCAUGCCCGACGAGCAGCUCUACGACUGGGGAGUCGACGUCGAGGCUGGCUGGAAGCGAGUGCAAGAAAUCAGCCGUCGCACCGCUAAAUGCUCACGCAACCAGAUGGACGAGAAUGCGUGGUGUCAUGUCGUCCGCCUGGUGCUGGAGCUUGCUCUUGAUGUUGCCAGCGACCUCGAUAACGAAUUUGCGCUGGAAAUUAAUAACGUCCAGUCCCAAGCUCUGAAAGCUGCCUUUCUGCCGCGUACAUCCCAGCUGAGACUCAUCGACAAAAAGAUAGAUUUUACCAUUGCAGUCGACAUGGAGAAGGGUUCUCACUUCGCUGUCCAGCCAGAACUGAUUCCAUCAUCACCCAUGACGGACGCUUAUACGGAAAGACUGCCCUUGCUCUGUGGUCUCGAGGUCAAGCGCCAUGGUGGUGAUCAGGUAGAAGCUCAGUUGCAGCUCAUGGUGUGGCAGACAGCGAUGCUCACUUACUUGGAUCAUCUGCGUCAGGUCGGGGGCAAUUCUGACCUUCCGCUACCACCUGUGGCAGGAUGGAUCGUCAUCGGACAUGUGUGGCAGUUCUACAUAGCGCGGAAAGAGCCUGGCGGCGACGUCAUCAUCCAGUCGUUCAGUUCUAUUGAACCUGCCUAG